This is a messenger RNA of Lactuca sativa (garden lettuce), 893 nucleotides long. Its product is annotated as 6,7-dimethyl-8-ribityllumazine synthase. Gene Ontology annotation, cellular component: chloroplast envelope. Lineage: Eukaryota; Viridiplantae; Streptophyta; Magnoliopsida; Asterales; Asteraceae. The record is from RefSeq and is a predicted model, not a curated record.
CACUGCAUACAACCAGUGAAUCUGUUUUCAUCCUCGGUUCAAAUCAAGAUUCCUCUCAAUUUUUCCAAGAAAAUGCUUCUAAACACUCCCACUUGUACACACACCUUCACCACCAUAAAUCACCAUCACACCAUCAGUGCUCCAGUUUUGCCCAAAACCCUAUUUCCCAUUUUUGGUAGAAAAAUCAAGGGGUUUUCAUCAAAUUGGAGAUUUAUAUCCGACUCAACAGCUGGGACUGGAAGAAGAUCAAGCAUCAAAAGCUCAUUGAUUGAGGCACCUGUUCUAUGGGCUGGAAGAGUAUGUAUAUUCUAUGUCCUCUUGAAGGCUGGUUUGGCUGGAUCCCCUUCUAAUCCACUCGCCUCCACCACAGAACUUGAAAGUGAUGGUGACGAUUUGGGUUUCGCUAAGUGGUUUGAAGAGUUCCGAGGCAAACCAGAAAGAGAAGCAGCAGAUCAAAGGAAACUGGUAAGCAAAUGGCACCCUACAACCAAGGGUACCCUUAGGCGAAACUACAGGAUCCCUUCAAAGGCCGAAGGGCGUCGUCUUCUCAAAGCCAUCGCAUCCUUGCUUUCAGAUGACGAUCACUUCCGAGAUGCCACAUCCCACAAGGGUUGUCAAAUUAGAAGGGAGAGUGCUCAUGGAGAAACCGUAUGCUGCAACAACGUGAGGGCUUUGUUUGAUGAACUUCCGACACCACAUUUGGUUGUGGAGAUUACUCCUUUUCCUGCUGGCCCGCUAACGGAAAGUGAUUAUGCUAGGGCACAGAAGUUAGAGAAAGUUCUUAGGACUGGUCCUUCUGUAUGAUUAAUUUCAUCAUCUUCUUGUAUGUAACAAACUAAUAUCAUGUACAUAUACAUCGUCUUUUAAGCACACCCAAAAAUGGGUUUUCCAAA